Lagenorhynchus albirostris (white-beaked dolphin) is the source of this 684-nucleotide messenger RNA. The record is from the annotation of a RefSeq genome assembly. NCBI's taxonomy places the organism in Eukaryota, Metazoa, Chordata, Mammalia, Artiodactyla, Delphinidae.
AUGGCAUAUCCCUUUCAACUAGGCUUACAAGACGCAGCAUCACCUGUUAUAGAAGAACUUCUACAGUUUCAUGAUCACGCAUUAAUAAUCGUCUUCUUAAUUAGCUCCUUAGUUCUUUAUAUUAUUACAUCAAUACUUACAACCAAAUUAACACAUACUAGUACAAUAGAUGCUCAAGAGGUAGAAACUAUUUGAACUGUCCUCCCAGCCGUUAUUUUAAUCAUAAUUGCCCUACCUUCCCUACGAAUUCUCUAUAUAAUAGACGAAAUCAACAAUCCCUCUCUUACCGUAAAAACAAUAGGACACCAAUGGUACUGAAGCUAUGAAUACACAGACUACGAAGACCUAAACUUUGACUCGUACAUAAUUCCAACCUCAGACCUAAAACCAGGCGAACUACGAUUGUUAGAAGUAGACAACCGAAUAGUUCUACCCAUACAAAUGACAAUCCGAAUACUAGUCUCCUCAGAAGACGUAUUACACUCAUGAGCUGUCCCUUCCCUAGGCCUAAAAACAGACGCAAUUCCUGGCCGCUUAAACCAAACAACCCUAAUAUCAACACGACCUGGCCUGUUCUACGGACAAUGUUCAGAAAUUUGUGGCUCAAAUCACAGUUUUAUACCAAUCGUUCUCGAACUAGUACCUUUAGAGAAUUUCGAAAAAUGAUCUACAUCCAUAUUAUAA